This is a messenger RNA of Talaromyces atroroseus, 981 nucleotides long. RefSeq lists its product as hypothetical. Lineage: Eukaryota; Fungi; Ascomycota; Eurotiomycetes; Eurotiales; Trichocomaceae. The transcript has 2 exons. Bases 1 to 981 code for a protein of 326 amino acids. The record is from RefSeq and is a predicted model, not a curated record.
AUGAUGAAUACCGCAUCUCCGCAUUCCCGAACGCAUCGCCUAUCGCCGUCAUUCACCGACUCCGCCAUUGACGUAGAACUGUCGGAUUCUACACAGAGUGACGAAGACUCGAUUCCCAUUUUCCCUGCUGCGCAAUUUUCGCUGGCCGAACGGCUAUCUUACAUUACUCAUCUUGCUUCUGAAAACUCAUUGCGAGGGUACACCGUCGACGAGCGCGCCGCAAUCAACAAAUGUCUGGGUGAUUUGGAAACUUUACUACUCGAUCCACGACCGGGGAUCAGUCGCGUCAUUGCCCUGAAUCGACCGCCUAGUCCGAGCUCAGCAGGUCCGCCUUCAAGAAGUGCGACUCCCACUCCAAUUCCUACUACAACGCCCACCGCAAAUUCAGUGACCACCCGUCGCAAAGAGGCUGAAGAUGUUGUUUCUCGGGAGAGAAACCAAACCAUCACAGAGCAGACAUCUGCCGGUUUGCAAUCUGUUUUGGGUGCGCUUUCAAGCGUGAAUGAAGAACUACAGCAACGAUACCUUGAAUCUCGGCAUAUCCACGAUCUGUUUAUUGUCAAAUGCGAAGGGUUGGCGCAGCGAAUUAUAGAAUUGGAGAAUGAAGUGCAUGAAUUGAAAUCUGAUAUUUUGGAAGACACGAUUGAAUUGGAAGGACUCCGGGGCACUAUUCGCGGUCUCGAGAGUUGGGUUAACAGAUGGCAGCGUCAGCGCGAGAUUACCAUCGCAUCAUCAAAUCCUCCCUCACGCCGGCGGCAAAGGGGUUCCUCCUCCUCUUCUUCAUGGAGAUGGAAGAAGAAAAAACAAUCUACGAACCAUGGCCAUGAGCAGGAUGUCGCGGAGGAAGAAGAAGAAGAUUUCGAUGUGUUUCUGGAUGGAGUCUUGGCUUGGAUGAGAGGCUGGAAUGACGUUGAAGAAGGGUUUCUUGUUCGCGCUCGAAGACGAAAGAUGAGACGAGAUCAAAAGUCAUCCAUUACCUAG